Messenger RNA from Benincasa hispida (wax gourd), 1844 nucleotides. Its product is annotated as leghemoglobin reductase. Gene Ontology annotation, biological process: pyruvate metabolic process; 2-oxoglutarate metabolic process. Gene Ontology annotation, cellular component: oxoglutarate dehydrogenase complex; mitochondrion. The record is from RefSeq and is a predicted model, not a curated record. Gene Ontology annotation, molecular function: dihydrolipoyl dehydrogenase (NADH) activity; flavin adenine dinucleotide binding. NCBI's taxonomy places the organism in Eukaryota, Viridiplantae, Streptophyta, Magnoliopsida, Cucurbitales, Cucurbitaceae.
GCAGCGCAGCCAAUGUCGGAAAACAUUGGCUAAAUUAUUAUUUUAUUUAGGGGUUGGGGAAAGAAAGAAAAGAGAAAUAAAAGUUAGCGAUCCUCCUCUUCCGGUGUGGACACCCAAAAGACGAGAAGUCUCUGUACGGGUUUAUUUCGAUCGAGUUCCAAAUCCACACAACCAUGGCUAUGGCGAGCUUUGCAAGACGGAAGGCCUUCUUCUUCUCCAGAAAUGCCUCCCAUUCUUCCUCCAUGGAUGUUCUCAAGCUCACCUUCUCCAGGGGCUUCGCUUCAUCGGGAUCUGAUGAGAAUGACGUUGUCGUCAUCGGCGGCGGACCCGGAGGCUAUGUCGCCGCCAUUAAGGCCGCUCAGCUUGGGCUUAAAACCACCUGCAUCGAGAAGCGUGGGACUCUCGGUGGUACUUGUCUCAAUGUUGGUUGUAUCCCCUCCAAGGCUCUUCUUCAUUCCUCCCACAUGUAUCAUGAAGCUAAACACGCAUUUGCAAGCCAUGGCGUGAAAUUUUCUUCUGUUGAGGUUGAUUUGCCUGCCAUGAUGGCACAGAAAGAUAAAGCAGUUGCUAAUCUGACCCGAGGUAUUGAAGGCUUGUUUAAGAAGAAUAAGGUGAACUAUGUGAAAGGUUAUGGAAAGCUAAUCUCCCCUUCUGAAGUUUCUGUCGAUACCAUUGAUGGGGGAAACACGGUUGUGAAAGGAAAGAAUAUUAUAAUUGCUACUGGUUCUGAUGUCAAGUCCUUACCUGGGAUCACCAUUGAUGAAAAGAGAAUUAUUUCAUCUACAGGAGCUUUAGCUUUGACUGAAAUUCCCAAAAAGCUUGUGGUCAUCGGGGCCGGUUACAUUGGUCUAGAGAUGGGUUCGGUAUGGGGACGACUUGGCUCAGAGGUAACUGUUGUUGAGUUUGCUCCUGAUAUUGUCCCCACCAUGGAUGCAGAAGUUCGCAAGCAAUUCCAGCGCUCAUUGGAGAAGCAAGGAAUGAAAUUUAAGCUCAAAACUAAGGUGGUAGGAGUUGACACAUCUGGAGAUGGUGUAAAGCUGACACUUGAGCCAGCAGCCGGUGGAGACCAAACCACUCUAGAGGCGGAUGUUGUUCUUGUAUCUGCUGGUAGAACUCCAUUCACUUCUGGACUCGGACUCGAGAAGUUAGGAGUGGAAACAGAUAAGAUAGGUCGGAUUUUAGUAAAUCAUAGAUUUGCCACGAAUGUGCCUGGAAUCUAUGCUAUUGGGGAUGUAAUUCCCGGCCCAAUGUUAGCUCACAAGGCCGAAGAAGAUGGUGUUGCUUGCGUGGAGUUUUUAGCUGGUAAGACGGGUCAUGUGGACUAUGACAAGGUUCCAGGGGUUGUAUAUACGCAUCCUGAGGUUGCCUCCGUGGGAAAAACGGAGGAGCAAGUUAAGGCACUUGGGGUCGCCUAUCGUGUCGGGAAGUUUCCAUUCAUGGCAAAUAGUCGAGCCAAGGCGAUUGAUGAUGCUGAAGGUAUUGUCAAGAUAUUGGCUGAAAAGGAAACAGACAAGAUAUUAGGAGUGCAUAUAAUGGCGCCCAAUGCAGGCGAACUGAUUCAUGAGGCAGCUAUAGCGUUACAAUAUGAUGCUUCAAGCGAGGACAUAGCCCGCGUUUGUCAUGCACAUCCCACAAUGAGUGAAGCACUGAAGGAAGCUGCCAUGGCAACAUAUGACAAGCCAAUUCAUAUAUAAGACAGUUAAACAUGUGUUCCAUUUUUUCUUCUUCAUCCAUAUUUUCAUUUUUAUCAAAAGGAGAUUUGAAAUGACUCUCGCAAGUAUUGUCACUCUCUUCAGAAGGGUUCGGAGUGUUUCAAAUACACAUUUGCUAUUUUUCAGCUUUCA